CAAAUGAUGAACCAGUGUGUAGAAGACGUAAUUACUCGUUUUCAUCUAUUUAUCUAUAUUUUUUGAGUGAUUAGCAAAAGACGAGGGGCGCAAAUGACAAUUGAAAUACCAUUAAAAAAGUAUAGGUGAAAAUUAUUAAAAUUUAUAGAAUCUAAUAUGAAAGGUUGACACUUAUAUUAGGAGGUGAAAUAUUAUUUGAUAGUUAUGUGCUUUCGAUUGAGUAAAAAUGUAACUCGUUCCAUUUUUUUAUCUACAUGCAUAAGAGAUUGUGUUUCAUAUACAUAUGUACGUAUUAAAUUUUGUGCUAUUGAAAAAAAAUGUAGAGGAAUGCAAUUGAGGACACGCAAACAGCCUAUUUAUUUUAUAUACUGCGGAUACUCUAAUAAAUUGCAAUAGUAUAAUUAAUAAAUAGUAAUCAAUCAACGACCAAUCAGUACAUAACAGAAAAGUGUAAAAAGAAUAUAAAGUUCAACAAAAAAUGUGCAAUUUGUAAAAAAUGGUUCUUAUUUAAAAGUGUUCUUGUGCAGCUUCAAGAAAAGAACUGAGAAGGAAAAUCGAUUUAUUAAAAUUUAUCUUCGUAAACAUUGCCAACUUAAGUUAAUUUUUGCGGUCUGAUAAAUUGUAAACUUAAUUUUGCUUGCGUUGACAACUCCAAUCGGAAAGAACACCAGCAAACUCUUUAUCUGUGAUUCUAUCAUAGAAGAUUUUUAAAUUUUCUGUAUAUGCAAUGAGUUUAAGAGGACAAUAUAAAAUAGUAAAUUUUUAGUUGGAUUGCUGUUACGAAGUAGUAGCUGUAGCUUACGAUUACAGUUUCACACAUUCACAUGGUGACUUAUAAUAAUGCUUUCAGGGAAUACCGAAGAGUUCCGGAGAAAGUUUACUGUUGUACAACAACAGCACUCAGCCCCGCCAACAUUGCCGGUGCCAAAUUUUGCAAUAACGCCCCAAAGAAUUACGGCAUAUGGUCUUCUAGAUGGAGCGCAAGCAAUUCCUUUGCAAGAACCCGAACGUACCUAUGUCUUUCCCGGAGCUGUAAAUAUUGGCGGGGGGCUUGGCAGAGGCGUUAUCGGUAGUAUGGCGACAGGUAUACCUGGCGUGGCUGUGGUAUCUGCGCCUUCCCAUAAUCUCAGCGUUGGUACAACUAGUCGCGGCCAUAUACGAUCUGUAAGCCAUGGCGGUGGUACCAUUUUGGGUCCGAGUGGUCGCCCAAUAAAAUCAGCUAUGAAAGGACAUCAACGCGCUUUUUCGCAAGGUCAAAUUACAGAUUCACCAGGUACGACUGGCCCCUCACGCGGUCAUAGUCGUGUUGGUUCGAAAACAGAUUUUAUCCUUCCACCUGGUCACAAGGAAGAAACUGAAACUCGUGAAUUUGGAGCAUCUGUUACAUCGUCAUCAGGUGGUCGUGGUCAUUCUCGGCAAGCAUCCCGCUCGGAAUCAAUAUACACACUGCGGCGCUCCGAAACACCACCUUGGUGGAAGCGUACAUUAGUUUGUCAAAGUGAGAAGUUCGAUGAACGAAGUUAUCGAAUAGUUAUACCUAAUCAUACAGUUCCACCAAAAACUCCAAAACGCGAUCACCCGAAUGGCGAUUUUGUGGGUAAUAAGAUCCGUACUACAAAAUACACUUUGCUUUCGUUCAUACCAAAAAAUCUACUCGAGCAAUUCCAUCGAGUCGCGAAUUUAUAUUUUAUUUUUAUCGUAUUGCUGAAUUGGUUUCCGGCUAUAAACGCUUUCGGUAAAGAAGUUGCCAUGAUUCCAGUUCUGUUUGUGCUUGGUGUUACAGCAGUUAAGGAUUUAUUCGAAGAUAGACGUCGUCGUUCUUCGGACAAACGAAUUAACAAUACGACAUGUCGUGUUUAUGACAGUGAAACGGAGCGGUAUAAGAAAAUAAAAUGGCAAGAUGUUCGCGUUGGUGACUUAGUUCAUUUAUCGAAUAAUGAAACGGUACCAGCAGACAUAUUACUUUUAAGAACUAGCGACUUGCAUGGCGCCUGUUACAUCGACACUUGCGAUUUAGAUGGUGAAACCAAUCUUAAACGACGAGAAGUUGUUCGGGGUUUCACCGAUAAACAGAAUAUGUUUACCCCGAGCAAAUUCGUGAGCCGUAUUGAAGCUGACGCGCCCACCACCAAACUUUACAGAUUCCAUGGAGCCUUAAUACAUCCGACAGGGGAGCGUGUUCCCAUUGCAACCGAAAACUUGCUUCUAAGGGAGAGCCGCUUGAAGAACACUGAUUUCAUUGAAGGAAUCGUUGUAUAUACAGGUCACGAAACCAAAUCAAUGCUUAACAACAGUGGGCCUCGAUAUAAACGUUCGCAAGUCGAACAGCAGAUGAAUAUUGAUGUGAUAUGGUGUGUGAUAAUUUUACUGAUAUUAUGUAUUGUGGGCGCAGUUGGCUGCAAAAUGUGGUUAAGCUCUUUUGAGCAAUUUCCUGUACCAUAUCUACCUUUUGAUGUUCACCCAAGCUACGAAGGUCUCUUGACUUUUUGGACAUACAUUAUAAUAUUGCAGGUGAUGAUUCCAUUGUCUUUGUAUGUUACUAUUGAAUUAUGCAAAAUUCUGCAAGUAUACCACAUUCACAACAACAUUGACUUGUAUGACGAGGAUACAAAUAAAAAAACAGAAUGCCGUGCGAUGAACAUAACUGAAGAGUUGGGGCAAAUACAGCAUAUAUUUUCAGAUAAGACAGGAACGCUGACUGAAAAUAAAAUGCUAUUUCGACGAUGUGUUGUCAAUGGCAUAGACUAUGGUCAUCCCCCUUCAGAGCUGGAACGAUUGCACUCAAAGCCUGGAAUACCAGCACCACCGGUGAUAACUAAUUCCACAUUAUUAAAUGAUAUGCUAGAGUUGAUAAAUUCUGGUCAGUAUUUGUCAUCAAAUGCCCAAAGGCUACAAGAAUUUCUUUUGGUAAUGGCGAUUUGCAAUACGGUGAUUGUAAGUGCCACACCACAUCAUGAUUUGAUGAAUGCCAGUGGCAUAAUUGAAGUUCAAGGAGCAGCCAACAAUGAUUCAGUAAUGCUAAAAAAUGUAAAAGACAACCAUAUUCCUUUACAACAUAUAACACAAACAGAUUCAUCCCCUACAUCAUUAACUAAAGCUAAUAAUAAUUUAGCAUCUGCUAUACCAAUUGAUCGUUAUACUCGCUUAGCUGAAUCACGUUCAGUAACACCAUCACCACCACCAAACCUUGCCUAUGUUUUGCCAACGCAUACACAUAUUCCAUCGUUAUCCCCAAUAAGCAGCUCAGCAGAGACUACACCUACUUCUGAUUCACCUCCUAUGAAAAUGAAGUCAUUUUCAAAUAGCAUAUCACCGACAGGGCGAGCGAAAGCAGUGAUAAACUCCAAAAUAACUAGCCUUACCUCAUUCUUGAAUGUAAAGGUUCAGGCAAAAAAAUAUACAAACAAGUUAAAUCAAACAAAAAUUCAGCAAUCAUUUAAAACGGCCAACGGUAGACCGUUGUAUGAAGCUGAGAGUCCAGAUGAACUAGCGCUUGUAAAUGCUGCUUAUAGUUAUGACUGCUGUUUAGUCAAUCGAAGUCCAAAUCAUAUACUAGUUAGCAUUCCUAAUUCUGGAAUGGUGGAGUAUGAAGUUCUAAAAAUUUUGCCAUUUGAUUCGAGCCGCAAGUGCAUGUCAAUUGUUGUGCGCCGAACAGGAACACAAGAAAUAGUGCUUUACACAAAGGGCGCUGACAGCUCUAUUAUACCCGUAUUAGUACCGUGCGCUCCAAAUACGACAGAGGGUUUAAUGCGAGAAAAAACUCAACAGCAGUUGGACCGUUAUGCUCGUGACGGUUUGCGUAUAUUAGUUAUGGCAAAACGAACAUUGAAUUCCGCCGAAUAUACAGAAUGGUGGGCACACCACCAAGAAAUUGAAAUGUCGUUGGAGAAUAGAGAACGACGCAUUCGUGAUUCUUUUGCGAAGCUGGAAUGUAAUUUGACAUUACUAGGUGCUACAGGAAUUGAAGAUAGACUUCAAGAUGGUGUUCCGGAAACGUUAGCUGCUCUGAUUUCGGCUGGUAUAUCGGUGUGGGUGUUAACUGGCGAUAAGCCAGAAACGGCAAUAAAUGUUGCUUAUUCUGCAAAACUUUUUACUCAACAGAUGGAGUUAUUGCGUCUAACGGCUCGCUCUCGUGAUGCUGCGGAAAGUGCAAUCAAUUUCUACUUAGCUGAUUUGGAUACCAGCAAAUCAAUAUAUGAUACUCAUACCCGACUGAAAACACGUGCUUUGGUUGUCGACGGCAAAACUUUGACUUUUAUCCUGGAUUUACGAUCGAAACUUAUAAGACCUUUCCUGAAAUUGGCUAAAAGCUGUGCGUCUGUGUUGUGUUGCCGUUCGACACCUCUUCAGAAAGCAUAUCUUGUUAAAGUGGUAAAAGAAGAGUUGCGUCUAUGUACCUUGGCGAUUGGUGAUGGUGCGAAUGAUGUGUCAAUGAUACAGAUGGCAGAUGUUGGCGUUGGUAUUUCCGGUCAAGAGGGUAUGCAAGCUGUUAUGGCCGCUGAUUUUACGUUAUCACGCUUUCGCUACUUAGAACCUUUAUUGUUAGCUCAUGGAUACUGGUGUUACGAUCGUUUGUCGCGUAUGAUACUUUAUUUCUUCUACAAAAAUGCUGCGUUCGUGUUCCUAAUAUUUUGGUACCAACUAUACUGUGGCUUCUCUGGUUCUGUUAUGAUGGAUCAAAUGUAUCUGAUGUUAUAUAAUUUAAUAUUUACUUCUUUGCCGCCGCUUGCCAUUGGUGUCUACGACAAACGCGUGCCUGAGGAUUUUUUACAACAAAAUUGUUAUUUAUACAAACAUGGUCGUUUGGGUCUUGCUUACAAACCGCAUGAUUUCUGGAUAGUGCUAUCCGAUUCGUUAUACCAAAGUUUAGUGGUAUUUUUCAUUGCCUUAUUCGCCUACGCGGAAAGUGAUGUUGGCAUAUGGGAGUUCGGAGCAACCAUAACAGCUACCUGUUUAUAUACGAACUUAGUUCAUGGUGCACUCGAAAUUAGAUCAUGGACUGUAUUACAUGUGCUCUCUAUUACCAUAAGUCUUGGUUCCUUCUAUGCUUUUUCUAUUAUUUAUAAUGCAACUUGCGUAAACUGUUUUGGACUACCUUCUACUUAUUGGGUAAUAUUUCGCUGUUUAGGCUCUCUAGUGCAUUGGCUUGUGAUACUUAUAUCGACAUUGGUGGCUGUCUUGCCCAGGCUGUUGUUUACGACAAUUAAAAACUCUUUAUUUCCUGACGACAGUGCAGCAGUUUUGUUGCAGAGAAAAAAAGACCGGAGUAGAGGUGAGGGUUUGUUAGUUGCUUGGUCAAGGUCAACAUCAGCUUCAUCAAUUUAUAGAAUCACCGAUUAUGGGUCUAAGAAUCAAAUUAUAACAACUAUUUCUUGAUAAACGCUACCGAAGCAGAUAUUUUAUACGACAAAGAUUAUCAUCGGGACAUUUAAUGCUGAUCAAUUCUUGGAAAACAAGAAAAAAGAGUUAUUGAAAUAAAUUAAUGAUGGUGUGAAAGUGUAAUACUGAUAUAUACAUGGGUGUGACUGAAUUAUUUAAUACAUAUGUAAGUUCAAUAGUAUGUUCUAGGUCCGUUUCUGUUAUUAUGGUAAUAGCCUAAGGCUAUAUUAAAAUUUGUACAUCCGUAUUGAAAGGUCUCCUUAAUAUACAUGUAAAUAUUUGUAUCGUAUUCUAGGGUAAAUAUGUGUAAUACUUAUAUAUUUUUAAAUUAAAUUCAUUUGUAUUAUAACUCCAAUUAUUUUAGUGAAAUAUUAACUAAAAAUAAUUUCUUUCAGUUCUUAGUAUAUUAUAAUGAUGUAUUAUGAAUUAAAUUUCUGGUAUUCCAUUAUAAUUUAUUUUAUUAUGAAUCAUUAUCACGGCUCUGUAGAGUAUUUUCUGACUGAGUCACAAUAUGUUAUCAAUUUAUCUAAAAAAGUAUUUUCAUCAGUUUAUUGUUUUAGUUAUCAACAACAUUUAUGUUAACAUUCCGAAAACUAUGCAGGUUAGGAAAAUUAUAUAUAUAAUGUCAGAAUAUCCUAAAAUUUGAUGAUUUCUUGAAUUUCUAUGUAAUUCUAACUUCUAGUUUGAUUGUUUACUAAUACGAAAUUCAAAUAUUGUGGUUUUUGCGGUUUAUAAUCUUGUUUAAAAAUAUUAAACUUUUACAUGUUCAAUUAAAAUUAAAGUUUUUAUUGCCCUAAUUUUAUAUUACCUUACUUUGCCGUUUUCUGCUCUUAUAUAUAAACAUGGCGAUUUUUAUACUCUUGCAAAAUGUUGCUACAAGAGUAUAAUAUUUUUGUUCAUCUAACUGUUGUUUGUAUCACCUAAAAAUAAUCGUGCUAAAUUAGGUUAAAUACAUAUAUAUAAAUGAUCAGGAUGAUAAGUCGAGUUGAAAUCCGAAUGACUAGCUGUUUGUCCGUCCAUCUGUACAAGCGAUAAAUUAAGCAAUAAUUAAGAUAUACCUAUUUCUAAUAUUAUGCAUUAAUGAAAUUGGUUCAUGUGUUCAAAUGAAAAUCUUUAAAGUGCCAUAACUAAGUACUAAAUUAAGACAUAACACUGUAAUUUGGAUCUUAGUAGCAAUGUGAACCCUUGGACUAAAACUUAAAAUAGGAAAAUGAGCGAGGCCACACCCACCAAGAGGUUUAAUAUGCAUAUCCCCUCAAUUACUAAUGAUACAAUAUCCAAAUUUGAGAAAUCACUUAAGCACCCCAAUCGACACCGUAAAAAUUGAUGAAAUCAGGCGAUAACAGCGCCAACUCGCCAUAUAAUGGUUUCGUUAAAAAUCACUAAAAACGCGAUACAUCAAUAAAUAAAUACUCCAAAGGCAUUAAAUUUUACUCCUAGGAUUAUACAAGAGGCAUCUAUUAGAGCCAGGGUGAAAAUUUUGCGAUAAGCGGGGCACCGCGCACAUUUCGCUUAAAACCCAUGUCUGAAGACCUACUCAGCUGAUAUUUGGUAUAUAAUAUUGUCUUCACAUUACUAUGUUCCACUGUGAAAAUGAGCGAAAUCGGAUUACAACCACGCCUACGUCUCAUGUAAGCCAAUUUUAAAUUCCAUCUGAUUCUUUCAUUUCCAGUGUGCAAAUCAAUCAACGAUGAAUAUAGGCCAAAACUGAAUGUCGGACAAAAAGUUUUCAAGCCCCUAGAUACCGAAUAUGUGGAUCAAAGUUCCAAUUGCGAACUUUUUAUCGAAAAUAUCGGUCAUUCUGUGAGAUAUAUUAUAGAAAUUCGGAGAGAAACUUUUCUUCGAACAAGAAUCCUGAACUCUUUCGCAAAAUUUUUUAAUAUGAUUCCUGCAAGUUGCAAGAGUAUAAAAUCUUCGGUUACUCAUUUCCUUACUUGUCUUAAUUCAUAUUUUUCAAAAUGAAUUUCAAACAUUAUUUAACUAAUAUAAUUCAAUCAGUUCUAUAUUCUAGAUACGUAGCCGACCAAUUUUAUUCUAAUUAUUAAUUUGUAAAAUAAAUUAGAAAAAACGGUCAGAUGAACCUUAAAUAUUAAUAAUUUCGUAAUUUAUGUUAAAGUAUAACAGCAUUUGUCUUGUUGUUUGUUUGAACAUAGUACUUUUGAUGGUAGUAUUGUACUUAAUUUCAAAAACCACCAUUUUCUGACCGUCUAAUUUUCUGGCUAUAAUAAAUCUCAGAUAGAACGAAAUAUAAAUCUAACAAUGAACGAAAAACCGGAGUAAUGUGAAAAAACUUUCUUGCUAAGGCUGUGAUAUGUGCACUCAUUAAAAAAUUAUAAUUCUAGAUCCUGCUUUUAAUUAUAAGAUUUUCGUCUAUGAAUUUAUGGGAACAUAUUUAAUUUGAUUACAAUAAAAACAGUUGUAAAAUAAAAUGUUUUUUAAAAUUAAAAAAAAAAAAAGUUGUAAUGCCUUAGUCCUAUUUCUCUUGGUAACUGUACAUCUAGCUCUUGACAGUAAUGGAUAUAAAUACAUUUUUCUGAACUAAAAUUCUUUGUAAAUACACAUAAAUAUGUAUGUACGUAUAGGAAAGAGUUGAAGAGCUAUGACAAAUGUAUGUAUACCUUUAAAAGAGUUUAAAGAGAAAUUACAUAUGUAUGUGUUUAUAAAUUAAAGUAUUUAAAAAGAAAGAAAA
Messenger RNA from Bactrocera neohumeralis, 8068 nucleotides. RefSeq names its product phospholipid-transporting ATPase VA. The coding region runs from base 841 to 5376 and encodes 1511 amino acids. Gene Ontology annotation, biological process: phospholipid translocation. The transcript is spliced from 17 exons. Gene Ontology annotation, cellular component: plasma membrane. The record is from RefSeq and is a predicted model, not a curated record. NCBI's taxonomy places the organism in Eukaryota, Metazoa, Arthropoda, Insecta, Diptera, Tephritidae. Gene Ontology annotation, molecular function: ATP binding; magnesium ion binding; ATPase-coupled intramembrane lipid carrier activity.